Messenger RNA from Babesia microti strain RI, 954 nucleotides. Its product is annotated as aquaporin, putative (AQP2). The coding region runs from base 1 to 954 and encodes 317 amino acids. Gene Ontology annotation, cellular component: plasma membrane. Gene Ontology annotation, molecular function: water channel activity. The transcript is spliced from 3 exons. The record is from RefSeq and is a predicted model, not a curated record. NCBI's taxonomy places the organism in Eukaryota, Apicomplexa, Aconoidasida, Piroplasmida, Babesiidae. Gene Ontology annotation, biological process: transmembrane transport.
AUGCGCAUCCGCUGUAUUAUCCUCAAUCUCAUUCUCGAAGCACUAUCCAGUUUCUUGUUCAUCCUAUUCAUAACAUUCUCUUCAAACGUAAAUACUACAUUCAACAAUAUUUCAAUUGACACUCUACAUCUCCAAAGUACAAAUAAAUACGCGACCUUACAUUUAGGCAAAGGCAAGACGUUUGGAAAACGCGAUUCUUCAUCGGAAAAUGUACUAAAUGGCUCUAUAAAUGGACCAAUUACCUCCAAAUCGCAACCACCUAACUCAAUGAGACUGAAUAUCCUAAUUGGCAGCUUGCUAUUUGGCCUAUCUCUGUCAAUGGGCAUCCAAGUUAAUCCUGCAUGUUCUCUUGCCCAAUGGCUAACUAAUCCAAAAGGGAUGCAGUCUAACGCAGUUUUUUCUUGGCUUUCCAGCUUGUUUGCCCAGUAUUUUGGCGGAGUCCUAGCAUGUCUCCUUUGUGUUAAACAUUUAGGCCAUACAUUUCAGUUCAAUCCGCCUAGUACAUCUGCUGCACUAGUUUCUGAAAUUUUUGGCACAUUUUUUUUGGUGAUUGUGUUAUUACACUUUAAGACAUAUUUUGACAAUGCCCAAAAAACAUUCACUAUAUAUUUUAUAGAAACCGUUACUAUUGCUUGGAUUUCCUUUGCCUUUAUGACUGCUAGCAGAGGAUGUCUUAAUCCAGCAUUGGCAAGUUGCUCCUUCUAUGCCAUAGUUUACUUUAAUGGAUUUGCAUUACAUCCCAUCGCUCCAACUGCCACAAUACUGGAUAAUGCACAAUGGAUUAAAAUGACCCCGUACUAUAUUGGCCCGUAUAUUGGAUCUUUUUUGGCAUCUAUUGCAUACCGUUCCAUGAUUGACGUUGUGGAUGAUACUAACAAGCCCCUUCUUGACAAAACAUCCACUUUUAAAUCUAUUACAACUGUUGAAUUGCCUUCUGCCGAUUUUUACGCAUAA